AUGCCCUCAAACAACAAGAACGAGCAGAAGACGCCCGGCCGCAAGGGCAAAGGUCCUGCUGGCCCCUCCAAGCAGUCCUUCUCCGCCAACGACACCGUUACCGUCGCGGACAAAGACCGCGCCGCGCAGAUUGAAGAAAUGAAGCAAAACAUCCAGAGCCGCAAGUACGCAAUCAAGGAGCUCAAGUGGGACAAUGCCAAAGACGCGGCCAAAAUUGCCAAGCUUGAGCAGCUCGAGAUCUAA
This is a messenger RNA of Apiotrichum porosum, 243 nucleotides long. RefSeq lists its product as uncharacterized. The coding region runs from base 1 to 243 and encodes 80 amino acids. The record is from RefSeq and is a predicted model, not a curated record. NCBI's taxonomy places the organism in Eukaryota, Fungi, Basidiomycota, Tremellomycetes, Trichosporonales, Trichosporonaceae. The transcript is spliced from 2 exons.